Messenger RNA from Zophobas morio, 814 nucleotides. RefSeq names its product small ribosomal subunit protein uS7. The transcript has 5 exons. Gene Ontology annotation, biological process: translation; ribosomal small subunit assembly. Gene Ontology annotation, cellular component: cytosolic small ribosomal subunit; ribosome. Lineage: Eukaryota; Metazoa; Arthropoda; Insecta; Coleoptera; Tenebrionidae. The record is from RefSeq and is a predicted model, not a curated record. Bases 118 to 753 code for a protein of 211 amino acids. Gene Ontology annotation, molecular function: rRNA binding; structural constituent of ribosome; mRNA binding.
AGUUCAUGUAGAGAACGCCAUCUUGGCGGCGUACUCUCUUUCCGGUUCACGCAUUUGUACAGUGAACACGAACAACAGUUUUUAUUAAUAAUUUAAUAAAUACUGGCAAGGUGAAGAAUGGUAGACGACUAUGAUGAAAUCCAAGCGGGGGCAAUUCCUGUCCCCCAAAUGGCAGAACUUCCUGAAAUUAAAUUGUUCACACGGUGGAGCUGUGAUGACGUACAAGUCUCCGACAUGUCUUUACAGGAUUACAUCGCCGUUAAAGAAAAGAAUGCUAAGUAUUUACCACAUUCAGCUGGUCGAUAUGCUGCAAAGAGAUUCCGUAAAGCACAGUGCCCUAUCGUAGAAAGAUUGACAAAUUCUUUAAUGAUGCACGGCAGAAACAAUGGCAAAAAGUUGAUGGCAGUCCGUAUUGUCAAGCAUGCUUUUGAAAUUAUCCAUCUGCUGACUGGUGAAAACCCACUUCAGGUGUUGGUUACUGCAAUUAUCAAUUCUGGCCCUCGUGAAGAUUCAACUCGUAUUGGACGAGCAGGUACUGUGAGAAGACAGGCAGUUGAUGUAUCUCCACUGCGUAGGGUGAACCAAGCUAUUUGGUUGUUGUGUACAGGCGCAAGAGAAGCCUCUUUCCGUAACAUCAAGACGAUCGCUGAAUGUCUAGCCGACGAAUUAAUAAAUGCGGCGAAGGGUUCUUCUAACUCAUAUGCUAUUAAGAAGAAGGAUGAAUUGGAACGUGUAGCGAAAUCUAAUCGCUAGUUUUAUUAAGAUGUUAAUGUCCUUGUAUAAUCUUAGGACAAAUAAAGAAAACUUUUCUUAA